AUGGCCGUGAAGAUGCGCUCCGCGGCCAAGUUCUUCUACCUGGCCGUGUUUGGCCUCAUGAGCCUGGCCAAUGCUAAGGAACAAGAGCAAAUGUCCAUGCAUGGCUACGACACUUGCGCGAUCGACCACAAUGCUGUGGUCUCCGACGCCUGCGUUUCCUACCACACAAUCGAUGCCCUUAAUGACCAAGUCUACUCCCUCGUCCAGUCCAUCACACAAGAAACCGAUUUCUUUUCAUACUAUCGCCUCAACCUCUUCAAUAAAGUGUGUCCGUUCUGGUCCGACUCCGAAGGCAUGUGCGGCAACAUUGCGUGCGCCGUGAAUACUAUAGACAAUGAAGACGAUAUCCCGUUAACGUGGCGCGCGGAGGAGCUGAGUAAACUGGAGGGGCCGAAAGCCGGACAUCCGGGGCGCAAGCAGCAGCAUGAGAGGCCGCGGGAUCGACCGUUGCAGGGAAUGCUGGGAGAGGGUGUUGGGGAGAGUUGCGUGGUGGAAUACGAUGAUGAGUGCGAUGAGCGGGACUACUGUAUCCCAGAGGACGAAGGGACUAGCGGAAAGGGUGAUUACGUGAGUUUGGUUGACAACCCUGAGCGAUUUACGGGAUAUGCAGGAGCAGGCGCAAACCAAGUCUGGGAUGCCAUCUACCGUGAGAACUGUUUCCUCAAGCCGGUCCCCGAGCUUGAGCAGUCGUCCUUUGCUCCGCUGGGUGGGCUCCAGGCUAUUCAGGACUUCCAGAAUGUCCUCCAGAAAGAGUCGAAGCGGCCGGAUAUAUUGCCACUGGAUAAUGAGUGUGUUGAGAAGCGGGUCUUCCAUCGGCUCAUUAGUGGAAUGCAUGCGUCUAUCUCGACACAUCUAUGCUGGGACUAUCUCAACCAAACCACGGGACAGUGGCACCCUAACCUUCAAUGUUUCAAGGAGCGACUCCACAACCAUCCGGAACGUAUUUCGAACCUGUACUUCAACUAUGCGCUGGUAUCGCGCGCUGUAUCCAAGCUGCGGAAGCACCUGGAGGGCUACACGUACUGUAUGGGCGAUCCGGCACAAGACCAAGAAACUAAAGAGAAAGUUUCGCUCCUGACUUCCACUCUCGCCGAGCGUCCCCAGAUCUUCGAUGAGAACGUCAUGUUCCAAGACCCCAGCGCCAUUGAUCUUAAGGAAGACUUCCGUAACCGUUUCCGCAACGUCAGCCGAUUGAUGGAUUGCGUCGGCUGCGACAAGUGCCGUCUCUGGGGAAAGCUUCAGGUCAACGGCUACGGAACCGCUUUGAAGGUCCUUUUCGAGUACGACGAGACCAAGAACGGCGAGAAUCCUGCGCUGCGCCGAACAGAACUAGUAGCCUUGAUCAACACGCUCGGUCGUAUCUCUCACAGUAUCGCCGCCGUCCGAAGCUUCCACCGUGCAAUGGAGGUCACCGACGGCCAGGUAUUCGCCAUCCCCGCCGGAUCGAACGCAGGACAGAGCCGCGCGGGCGGCAAGAAAGUGCGUCGUCUCGUCAAAGACGGUGGCUCGACCUUCUACUACGAAGGUGACGACAGCGAAAAUUGGCAGUAUAUCACCCAGACGCGCCCCUGGGAGAGACGGCGAGUGAGGCACAAGGACGACACUUUCAUGGACGACCUCAAGGCCGAGUUCUCCGUUGUAUGGGAUACUCUCAUGUUUGUCUUCAAGAGCUGGGUUAAUAUACCCUGGACAUUGUGGGAGAUCGGUGUCCUCGAAGCCAACCGCCUUUGGAGUUAUUGGCUAGGUCUUCCAGUGCCGCCACGCAGUUGGAGCAUCCAGCUUCCACAGCGACCGCCUCCUUCUUUUCGCGAUGAGCUGUAG
Messenger RNA from Aspergillus mulundensis, 1821 nucleotides. RefSeq names its product ER oxidoreductin. The record is from RefSeq and is a predicted model, not a curated record. Lineage: Eukaryota; Fungi; Ascomycota; Eurotiomycetes; Eurotiales; Aspergillaceae. Gene Ontology annotation, molecular function: thiol oxidase activity; FAD binding; protein-disulfide reductase activity. Bases 1 to 1821 code for a protein of 606 amino acids. Gene Ontology annotation, biological process: protein folding in endoplasmic reticulum. The transcript is spliced from 3 exons. Gene Ontology annotation, cellular component: endoplasmic reticulum; endoplasmic reticulum membrane.